Messenger RNA from Botrytis porri, 2844 nucleotides. RefSeq lists its product as uncharacterized. Gene Ontology annotation, molecular function: alcohol dehydrogenase (NADP+) activity; zinc ion binding. Lineage: Eukaryota; Fungi; Ascomycota; Leotiomycetes; Helotiales; Sclerotiniaceae. Bases 364 to 1509 code for a protein of 381 amino acids. The record is from RefSeq and is a predicted model, not a curated record. The transcript has 3 exons. Gene Ontology annotation, biological process: alcohol metabolic process.
GAUCAGGUAAUCCUAAGGGACCUCCGUCGGAUGUGAAUCGGUAAGUUUGAUUACGAACAAUCCCGUGAGUCCAUGCGCUUGUACACUUCACCGAUGGGUAUUGUCACUAAUCAACACCAAUGCAUGAAAUGAUGGGCCGGAUGGUGCCUGGACCCAAACAUGGAGGAGCGGCCCUGAGUUCAAAGAUUAUAUAAUGGGAGUUAAAAGUCAUAGUAAAUAUGUUUUAUUCCAUAUCAAAUCAACCUCCUCUUCUACUCUUUCCUCAAGCUUCUCAAAACAUUCAAAAACAUCUAUAACUUCACUUAAAAUCCAACUUUCAAAUCCAUCCUCAAAUCAUCUACUUCUUCCCAAAACACAACCAAUAUGCCUACCUUCACCGUUUUCAAGGGCAGAGCUGAUGGUACCCCCAUCAAGAGCACCACCACUAAGCCCGAAGAGCUUAAAGGUGACAGUGUUUUGGUAAAGAUUACCGCUUCCGGUGUUUGCGGAACAGAUCUUCAUUACAAAGGUGCCGACAUGGUCCUUGGCCACGAAGGUGUUGGCAUUGUUGAAUCUGUUGGCCCUGAUGCCAAGUAUCUCAAGAAAGGAGACCGUGUAGGAUGGGGUUACGAGCACGAUUCUUGUGGCCACUGCAACGAGUGUCUUACUGGAAACGAAGUCUUCUGUCCAGAACGUGCUCUUUACGGAUAUGCCAAUCUUGAUCAAGGAUCGUUCGCUUCCCAUGCUAUCUGGCGUGAGGCCUUCCUUUUCCCCACACCAGCCUCCAUUCCUGAUGAAUUUGCCGCUCCUUUACAAUGUGGAGGUGCUACCACAUUUUCUGCCCUCCAGGGUAUCAAGAGCACUGAUGUUGUUGCUGUGAUGGGUGUUGGUGGAUUGGGACAUUUGGCUAUUCAAUUUGCUGCCAAGAUGGGUUGCAGAGUUGUUGUGUUGAGUAGCUCGGACAAGAAGAAGGAUGAAGCCACCAAGCUCGGUGCACACGAAUUUAUCGCUACCAAAGAUGUCAAGGAACUCAAGGUUUCUAGGCCCAUCAACCGUCUCCUCGUUACCACUGCCGCUCAACCAAACUGGGAAUUGAUCCUCCCAAUCAUGGCACCCCGCUCCACCAUCUACCCCUUGACAGUUUCUUUCCAGAACCUCGAGAUCCCAUACAUGCCAUUCCUUGUCGCUGGUAUCAACAUUCAAGGAAACCUUGUUGCAAACAGAAGUGCCCACAGGCAAAUGUUGGACUUCGCUGCAUUCCAUGAAAUUAAACCCAUCGUUCAAACUUUCCCUAUGACGGAGUCAGGUAUCGCGGAGGCAAUGGAUAAAUUGGACAAAGGACAAGUUUACUACAGGGCUGUUCUCUUGGCGCAAAUCAUCGAGAAAGUCCUUCCUGGUGCCUCUCGGUCAUCAACAUCUUCAUCCACUACCCUCCGCAGUCGAUUUACUUAUAAGACUUGGUUACGUUCCAUUCUUUCCUCUUGCUCACCCAAAAGUAAGAAGGCCAAGAAGAGUGUUGAGAAGAAAUGAGCUAGCUUGGAACUUUUCCAAUUCUUUUUUUUUUUUUUCAGGUGAAGAUAUUUUUUAGGACGUGGAAGAAGUACUCUUUGUAAUAGAUACACUCAAUACCCCAGGUUGAAUGUUUUGCUUUGUGGUAGAUAAAUCAUUAGUAUAUAAUUGAAACAUUCUCUUGCACUUCGACUGCUACUUAUUUUAAUAACAACAGAAAGCUCCAUGAAGUGAUUGCCCGAUACUCAUCUCGGGUCAGCGGGGCGUCCUUGAUACUAACCGAAUUUUCGUUUACCCAUGAAUCAACCUUCAAUGGCCUCAUAGACCUCAUCUAUAUUCCUGAUUGAUGAGCAGUCCGUCCCGAAGUUCUAAGACGACCAUUCAAAACAAAAGAAUUUGAGUUAUAGGUGAAUUCUUGCCUUGAAAGAUGCCAUACAUUUAGCUUGAGGAUUUCUAGGAUACAUACAUCCGCCGGUACUUCUCCACUGUAAAUCAAUUAUCUCUCGCUUGAAUAUGAGACAUCUUUCCGUCCUCAAGCCCAACUCCAAGUACCACCAAUCCCAUGGAUAGAGUCGAAGCCCGAAUAACGUGAAAUUCCCCUUCAAGAUUCGAAGGUGAGCAUCGAGCAUUGGAUAUGCAUUGUGAAAACAGUAAAUCAAUUGAUUCAGAUUUGGAGUUCUCAUCCAGUUCGGAGCCCAUGAAGUGAAUAGAUGUGAUCUUAUGAUACUCGCUUCCAGAAUAAUCUCAAUGUUCUGAUAUUCAUGUGCGAAGGCUUUGAAGAAAGAUGUUGAUAUCGCCGCAGGUGUUUCAGUAGAUGCGUGUAGUAUUCAAUGGAAAAGUCGUACUUCUGAUGUAGGAAUCCGGAGACGAUAUUCCAAAUGGCCAGUCCAGUGGUAAGUAUGCGUUUUCACUCAAGACUCAUGGAAGAUUUCUCGCAGUAAAACGCAUCGAUGAAUCAGCACUAUGGAACUCACCACUUCAUCGAUUAACGAGCAAUAACAGCUUGCUGUUAUUGUAAUCACAUUGAAAGUAUCAAGCGGGCAAUUUAUCGACGAUAUUUUGUGAGUGGUGUCCUGACGCCAUUCAAAAGGGAGUUGAUAUUGAAAUAUUUGAGGAAGCCUUCGUUGAGAUCAUGGCAAUUAAUUGUGUAGGAGAACGAAAGGUAUGUCAUACGUUCCGCUCUUUAUGCGUAGUUCUUGAUUGGAGGUACCAGCUCUGCCUCCAUGCGAUCAGAUAUUUGAGGCUUUGAAUCCCAUCAAAUGUCUUCAAAAACAAACAAUUUUAGCACCUCUACGGAGAGUAAAGCAUAAGAGAGAAGCAAGCGAAACAGACAGCAACAUGUUUUAAUAGAAAAUG